CAGAAUUAUUUCUUUUUUAAAAAGAGGAUACUGUAGGCAUUUUGACUGCCUUUUUUAUAAUAUAUACAUUAGUCUAAUCCUUUUUAUCAAGGGCAGUUAAAUGGGACGCCAGAACUCCUACAAGGAGAUAACAUUAUUAGAUGCUUAGCACAUUCAAGGCUGCCGAUACUGCUAAAAGGAGGGCUUUGGUUUUUCUUUGCCUUUUUAAAAAAAGUACAAACUAAGAAAUAUGCAUGACUUUCCUCAAAACAUCUGUUUGGGAGUCUGGAUAUUUGUGCUGAUUAAAGGGGAUAUGCAAGCAUUUACAGAAGACCCCUAUUCACCUUCAGAGGACACCCAGACUAAGGAUGCUACACAAGACCUUGGAGCUGAUGGCUGGCAAAUAACAAGCCCUCCCCAGUUUCUGGACUCUAAGCAUCAUCUUGAUAUUAGGAACUCUGAGAAACGAAGCAGUGGUUUGGUGUUACGAAGGAAGAGAUCAAUUUUGUUUCCUACUGGAGUUAAAAUAUGUCCCGAUGAGUCUAUUGAACAGGCCACUGUCAACCACCUGAAAUAUUUCAAACUCAGAGUGUGCCAGGAAGCUGUAUGGGAAGUCUUCAAAACAUUCUGGGAACGACUCCCAGGACGCGAAGAACAUCAAAACUGGCUGAAUGUAUGUGAGGAAGGAACUAUGAGUAUAUUUGAGAUGGGAACCAACUUUAGUCAGUCUGAAGAACAUCAAAGCCUCAUCAUGAAGAAACUGUCCUUUGCUAAAGAAGUAAUAGGCAGUUCCUGCACUGACUGGACCUGUGGGUUUGGAUUGUCAACACCUCCUCCGGUUGGUGUUGCCACCACUUUGAGAGACGCAGCUGCCGAAGUUCUGCCCCCUGAUGAGGUUUCAGUUGAGACGCCUUCAGAAACAAUUACUGACAAGAUUGAAUAUGUUGAAUUCAAUAAUGAAAUAAAGAAAGAGGAUGAGAAAUUAGCGAGACUGGCACAUGAACAGGUGGUUGAGUUCAGCAUUCUUCUUCCUGAAGAGAAAUACAGCGUCGAACUCAGCGACCCCUUCACUGAAGAGUACCAGCAACUCUCACAGCUGUUUAUUUCUGAAAUUCAAAAUUCAUAUGAAGGAUUGCCUGGAUACAAGAACAUCCAUGUAACUGAAUUCAGGUCUCCUGAGGAUGACAGUGGUGUGGAAGUUCUAUACUCUGUGUUUUUUGAUGGGGAAGCCAUCAGCAAUGCUACCUGGGACCUGAUUAACCUUCAGUCCAACAAAGUGGAAGACAAUGCCUUUAUGGAAAUUGAGGAUAACCCAACCGUUGUUUACACCGUCAGUGACUUCAGACACUACAUUGCCGAAAUCCUUCAUAAGAACUCUUUACUGGAUAAUGCCUCACUGAUCUUGGAUCCUGACUCUCUGCAACUCAUCAGUGUAAGGGCAGUAAUUUCUACAGGAACUGAAGAACCAUCUCUGACAACCACAAAGCCCAUUGGUGAUGAUCGUGUUGUAAUAUCUGAAUGGCCAUCUGCAGAUGAGUCAACUGUAAGCAACAUCUUGCCACUUGAUUUUACCAGACCAGGUUUCGUCUUUGAUAUUGAGCAGUUCAGUGACAAUGAAAUCUGGUUAAGACCUGAUGGCUUUCCAAGCCCUGAAAGCAACAUCAGUUCAACAGCAAAAGUGCUUGAGGAUACUAAGAAGCCAGAGGAUUUACCUCUGAGUCCUACUCCUCACCUUGUGCCAAAAGAAAUCCCUUCUACAAGUGAGUCUCUGAUUCCUCUCACUCCAAUACCAUCAGCCAAAGAACCUGAGGAAGUGAUUACAAGUUAUGUAGAAGAGGGUACUCUACCACCUGAUAUAUAUACAGAUGCAUAUGACUCUAGUUCAGGGCAGGAACCACUGUCAAGUGCAUGGCCUUGGGAUAAAGCUACAUUGGAGCCAGAGGGAUCAGGUGUAUAUGAUUAUAAGGAUGUAUGGGUUUCCUAUACAUCUGAGACAGUACCAAUGGAAGUCAUUUCCCUGUCACCUUUUGAUUCCUCCAUAGAAAGCAUUCUUGCAACAUCUACUGAGAUGUUCAGCAUAACACCAUUGGAGGAUUCCACUGAGGACCAUGAAAUCUCCUCUAAAACAACAGGAAGCCAAACCCUCAAAGCAACUGAGCAGUCAUCAACACACUAUCCACUUGAGCCUGUUACAACAAGAGAGCCUGAGAUCACCUCUUUGUGGACUGGAUUUGUGAAACCAGAAGUAAUUUCAAUAGUGACUCCUGUAGAACGUCCAGUGACUGAUGCUUUUACUGUGGAACAGCCUGAUUUAGAGUCAGUAUCCCAAGAGGCCUUUGGAACAGUUGUUCUGAAAUCUACUGAUGGUGCCACUCAUAAAGCCACAGAUGAAGUUACAAGUUUUGAAGUUUUAACUAUCGUUCCUGGUUCAGAAGAUUUCACUGGAGUGGUCAGCACUUAUAUUCCUCCUAGUACACUGAGCUCUGCUAUUGAGGUCCUCUCUGACAUGCCUGCUGCUCAGCCAACAGAAUUUCAGACAGCAGUAAUCCCAACUAAAUUGGAAGAAGACUUGGUAACAAAAGAAGUAACAGACCAAGACUAUUUAGGCACAACAUAUUCCCCUGAAGUGAAGGAAGGAAGAAGGAUGACUGACAGUCACAUUGAGCUGUCUACAAGUGCCCGUUCCACAGAGAUGGCCAGUAUAGCUUGGGCUACUCAUGAAGAUCACAGUGCUACUGUCCCUGCACGAGCUUUAGUGGUAUUCUUUAGUCUUCGCGUUACCAAUAUGAUGUUUUCAGAGGACUUGUUUAAUAAAAAUUCCCCUGAAUAUAAAGCCCUGGAACAACGAUUCUUAGAACUGCUGGUUCCUUAUCUACAGUCCAAUUUAACGGGUUUCCAGAAUUUGGAAAUUCUGAACUUCAGAAAUGGCAGUAUUGUGGUGAACAGUCGAAUGAAGUUCGUGAGACCUGUGCCUCGCAAUGUCACUAAUGCUGUGUACAUGAUUCUGGAGGACUUUUGCAACACUGCCUACCAGACCAUGAACCUGGCCAUUGACAAGUACUCUCUUGAUGUAGAAUCAGGAGAGCAGGCUGAUCCUUGCAAGUUCCAGGCGUGCAAUGAAUUCUCUGAAUGCUUGGUGAACCAGUGGAAUGGGGAGGCUGAGUGUGUCUGUUAUCCUGGUUAUCUAAGCAUUGACGGAUUGCCUUGUAUUAGCAUUUGUGAUCUCCAGCCUGACUUUUGUCAAAAUGAUGGGAAAUGUGACAUAAUCCCUGGGCAAGGGGCAAUAUGUAGAUGCCGUGUAGGUGAGAACUGGUGGUACAGAGGAGAGCACUGUGAAGAGUAUGUCUCGGAACCACUUGUUGUGGGUAUUGCAGUUGCUUCCGUAGCUGGCUUUCUUCUCGUAGCAUCUGCUGUUAUUUUCUUCCUGGCCAGGACCCUUCGAGAUCAGUACACAAAGAGUGAAAUGGAGGACACGUUAGGGCAAGGGGACAGCCUUUCAUCCAUCGAAAAUGCAGUGAAAUAUAACCCAAUGUAUGAGAGUGAUGCUACAGGAAACAACCCAUACUGUAAGAGAUAUCCACAGCUUACUUCUUACAGCUCAACCAGUAAUGAUACAUCCACUGAGUACAGCAGUGAGGAAAUCAGGCACAUUUAUGAAAACAGUGAGCUCACUAAACAGGAGAUCCAAGACAGAAUACGGAUUCUAGAACUUUAUGCCAAAGACCGGCAGUUUGCAGAAUUUGUAAGACAGCAUCAAAUGAAAUUGCUUUAAAAACAGAUCCAGUAAAAAGGAUCCAUCAUAAGAAGUGAUGGACCAUGUUGCCACGGGGAUGAGGCACAGAUGUGCUUGCAAAGUUUCUUAUAGUCUUUUCAGUGAAGUGAAGUGUAUGGAUCUUAACUGUUCAUGGGUGGAUUCUCUUGUCCACUCAUGGGUGGAUACGUAUGAGGAAUGCUGCUUGUCAUUGGAUAAUUCUGAAUGCAGCUGUAAAUCAUGAGAUAUGUCCAGCGUUUGCAAGGUCAUGAAAAUCAGUUUCAUUUGUGUGUAAAUGGAACAGAUUUUUAUUCAAUGGGAUAUUGACCAUUCUGCAACUGAAUUCCCUUGUGAAGGUUUGUUUUCUUUCUGUUUAGGGUUCUGGCGAGGUAUUAUAAAUAAAACAUAAUAAUUUCUGUCAGGACUUCUUUGCUUCAGAGAGCUACAUGUUUGGGGGUUUUAUAGUAAUGAGAUAAAUGUUGAGUUGCAUUUGACAUUCUUAUAGCUUUAUUACUGUUUCAUUCAAGUGAUAUUUGCAUUUUAAGAAACAAUUUGGUUCACCAGUAAACAAAACUUAAAAUGGUAGUUAUUUAGAUGUUUAGCAUAUAAUUUAGCUUUUCUUGCCCAGCAUAAUAUUAGAAGAAUGUUCUGUUAUUAAGAGCAAGUUUAAUGAGGAAUUUAAGACCACCACGUCCAUUGGUUUAAAAUAGUUGCAACUCUUGGCUUUUGUACUGUUCAUCUCAUUCCCUUGAAAACUGGAUCAAACCAUCUAGACAGUCAUCUCUUUCCAUCAAAAAAUUACCAGAAUGACCAUGUGCUACUUCUGGACAUAUGUCAUGGAGAGAGAUGCUCUGAAGGCAAGAAAGGCUAAAUAUCCCAUAGGCAACAGUUUUACUUUGUGAGCAGUUUGAUUAAACAGAUGUGGAUUUUUAAAACCAAUUUUAAUUCAUAAAUCAAUGCACUGGUUUGUUUUCUUCUAACUGUUUUCAUAAUGGUUUCAUAUACAGUAAUAAAAGACAACGCUAGAUUUAUUUAUUCCAAUUCAUUUACACAGCAGAUAG
Heteronotia binoei (common prickly gecko) is the source of this 4791-nucleotide messenger RNA. It is a transcript of the gene IMPG2, whose product is annotated as interphotoreceptor matrix proteoglycan 2. The record is from RefSeq and is a predicted model, not a curated record. The transcript is spliced from 20 exons. Gene Ontology annotation, molecular function: hyaluronic acid binding; heparin binding. NCBI's taxonomy places the organism in Eukaryota, Metazoa, Chordata, Lepidosauria, Squamata, Gekkonidae. Bases 230 to 3751 code for a protein of 1173 amino acids. Gene Ontology annotation, biological process: visual perception.